AUGAAAACUUUUAAGUACAUUAUAGAUGCAAGAAUUUUUAGCUUUAAGUAAACUUUCUAGCUCAACUAUUGUUCUGAAUGCUAUAUCCCAAAUUUACCUGUAAAUAAACUUUUAGAGAAAAUAAUGUAAGGUUUAAUAUUGAUAGAAAGUUAUUCUUAAAUGGUUUCUGUUAAAAAUUUAUUCUAUUACCUCAUCUGUUCCAAACAUAAGCUAUCUAAUAAAUAUUUUAAAGAUCUAAAUAUGAAAUCAAUAUAUAAAAAUUAGAAUUUAUUAUAUAGUAAUCUACUCAAUAUCUUCUUUUAAAAUAUUAAACUACAUUUAUUAAUAUUCUAAAUGUAUAUAAAUCUCAUUUAAAAUAAAGUUAGCCAAAAAUCUUAGCACACUUUAGAAGAUUGAUAAUUUUACAGAUUAAAUCAGAAAUUUUAGCAAAAAUAAAAAAGAAAUUACCUGAGGAUACUAAAAGCUAGGUUGAAUAAAAAAUAAAUGAAAAAGUUAAAGAAAUAAAUUGCUAUCUAACUUAAUUAUUUUGA
This is a messenger RNA of Paramecium primaurelia, 530 nucleotides long. The record is from the annotation of a GenBank genome assembly. Lineage: Eukaryota; Ciliophora; Oligohymenophorea; Peniculida; Parameciidae.